GAGGGAGGGGGCCAGCCGCGCUCCCCGUCGGAUGCCGCCGCCGCCACCGCCAUGACCGCCGCCGCCGCAUGGCCGGUCUGCACCAUCUGCUACGAGGACCUGCGCCCGCUCUCCGACCAGCACCUUCACUGCCUCCCCGCCUGCGGCCACGUCUUCCACGCCCUCUGCCUGGAGCAAUGGCUGGAGUACUGCCCGGGCGGCAAGAAGAAGCGCACCUGCCCCGUCUGCAAGCAGCCCUGCGGCGCCGCGCACCCGCCGACCCGCCUCUACUUCCAGUCCACCGGCGCGUGCCCGACCCAGGCCGGCCCCGCCUCGGAGGAUUCCCCCGGGGGACCCGACCCGGAGGCGCUCGCCGCCGAGCUCGCCCGCCUGGAACAGAAGGCGGCGUCCCUCGGCAGGGUCGUCGAGGAGCAGCGCGACGGCAUCAAGAACCUCAACGCCGAGGUUGCCAGGUGGAUGGCGAAGGUGGCCACCGCGGAGGCGAUGCAGGAAGCCGCGAGGAAGGAGAAAGAGUGUGUCCAGAUGCUGCUCAAUGCGAGAACAGAGGAGUUAUCGAGGAAGACAUCGGAGUGUGGCAGAUUGCAGGAGAAGAGCCUUGCUUUAGCCAAAGAGCUUGCGGCACUGAAGCUGUCGUCGGACAUGAACCUUCAGGAGGAGGAGAUCCUUAAAUUGGCAUCACUUGGUAACCAUGGGAACCUAGAGAAUGCUGUUGAUGUGUUAAAGAGAUCGCUUGCUAUUCGGAACAAGAGCUACAAAGAAUUGAUGAUCCAAUGCAAUGUUCUUGGAAGAUCAGAGUCUCGCAUGCAGCAGAAGGUUGAGAAGGCCAAAGAGCUUGUAAAAAAGUUAAAGGCAAGGGUACAGGAACUUGAGAAGGAAUUAGAAGAAAAAGAAAAUGAUCUGUUAAGGGACUUGAGGUCUUCAAAGAAAUUGAAAGCAGACCAGACAAAAUCAGGGAAUAUCACAGCUAAUGAUGGUUUCCCUUGUCCAAGUGCUGGAUACAGAAAUCAAACAACAAAGCUUGAUCAAGAGAUGCAGGAUCCAUGCAGUGACAAGCCUGACUCAAACCGGUUAAAACCUGAAGCUAAGAGUGAUCUGAAUUCUAAUGGCAACCUGGACAGCAAGAAUUCAGAUGUGAUAGAACUAGAUGCCGAUGAUUCUGCUUUUGGAGAUGAACACAAGACACAAUUUUCUGCAAAACCAUUUGGGACUGAUGAUAGCACUUUGGAUUCCCACAACAAAUCUAGUCUUUGUCAAAAUGAUAACAGACAGUCCAUGACAUUUGAAUGCACAACCACGCAUGUAGCAAAAGAAUCAUCCUUCCUCAAACACAGAGAAGCAACCGGAAAAUCAACCUCUCUGGAGAACCUUAGGGCUAAACUUCAUAUUCCUCAGGAGAGUCUGUUUGAGAGAAGCACUAAAGUGACGACUUCAACAUGGGAGAAAGAAACACUAACAAUUGAUGGCAUCUCCAAACAAGCAACAAGGUUGACUUCUGGCACUGGACCUCAGCAGAUUCACAACUUUAAUUCUCUCUCUGAUGAUUUUCAAACACCUGGAAUCUCUGGUAUGGAUGGAGCAAGAAAAAGCAUUGGCAAAUGGUGCAAGAGCUCAACAGCUCCUGGAUAUGCAUCUGCAAACUUGAACAGAGGCAGUCUGAUUGCUGUGGGACCGGAUGGACGUGGAGGGAAGGUCAAAAUUCUGAGGGACCCUGGCCGAUUCCAAGAUAGCAAGUCUCAAGCACUGUGGCCAAAGGCGCAGAAGGUUGGAAGCAAAGGUGGCCAAUCUCAGAUAGAUCACUUCUUUGGCAAGCGAUUGCAGUUAGGCCCCCCUGACACUCUUCGUCUUCGGUCCCCUUUCUUGGAGGUGGCCGCAGCUCUCCGGCGGAAGGCGGCGGAGAUGGCUUCCGCGGCGGCGGCGGCGGCGCAGUGCUUCAGCUCCUACUCCUCCUCCCCGGCCGCGUGGGCUCUGCGGCAGCGCGGCGGCAGUGGCGCCCGGGUGCUUCAGCUCUCUCUCCGCCGGAGCUUCUGCGUCUCCGCGGCGGCCGGCGGAUUCGACAACCAGAACCGCGAGUAUGUGAUCGUCGGCGGAGGGAACGCCGCGGGGUACGCCGCCAGGACGUUCGUCGAGCACGGCAUGGCUGAUGGCCGCCUCUGCAUCGUCUCCAAGGAGCCAGUUCCACCAUAUGAGCGGCCAGCCUUGACCAAAGGCUAUCUGUUUCCUCCGGAGAAGAAGCCGGCACGCCUUCCGGGUUUUCACACAUGUGUUGGAUCUGGUGGACAGCGACAGACUGCUGAAUGGUACAAGGAGAAUGGUAUAGAGGUGUUGUAUGAGGAUCCAGUUGUAGCAUUUGAUGGCAAAACACAAACCUUAAAAACUUCAUCAGGAAAAAUUCUGAAGUACGGUUCACUUAUUAUUUCUACUGGCUGUGAAGCUUCAAGAUUACCUGAGAAAAUUGGAGGGAAAUUACCUGGAGUUCACUACAUACGUGAUGUUGCUGAUGCUGAUUCUCUAGUAUCCUCAUUGGGAAGUGCAAAAAAGGUUCUUAUCAUUGGCGGGGGCUAUAUUGGCAUGGAGGUAGCUGCAGCUGCUUGUGGCUGGAAUCUUGACACAACCAUUGUAUUCCCAGAGGACCAUGUUAUGCCAAGAUUAUUUACACCUUCCCUUGCUAAGAAGUAUGAGGAUCUGUAUCAGCAAAAUGGUGUCAAAUUCAUAAAGGGAGCUCUAAUCGACAAACUUGAAGCUGGCUCUGAUGGAAGGGUGUCAUCUGCUGUACUUAAGGAUGGAUCUGUAGUUGAAGCUGAUACAGUUAUUGUUGGUAUAGGAGCAAAACCAGUUGUGGGGCCCUUUGAAGCUGUUGGAGUCAACCCUAAAGUUGGUGGAAUAGAGGUUGAUUCCUUGUUCAGAACUAGUGUACCUGGCAUCUUUGCUAUUGGAGAUGUAGCAGCUUUUCCCCUGAAGAUGUACAAUAGAAUUGCUAGAGUGGAGCAUGUGGAUCAUGCUCGGAAAUCUGCACACCACUGUGUUGAAACGCUCCUAACAUCCCAGACAAAAGCGUAUGAUUACCUUCCAUAUUUCUACUCAAGAGUGUUUGAGUAUGAAGGAAGUUCCAGGAAAGUUUGGUGGCAGUUUUAUGGUGAUAAUGUUGGUGAAACAGUUGAAGUAGGGAACUUUGAUCCGAAGAUUGCUACUUUCUGGAUUGACUCUGAUAGUCGACUGAAGGGUGUUUUCCUUGAGAGUGGAACCUCAGAGGAAUUCUCGCUUCUUCCACAGCUCGCUAGAUCUCAGCCUAUUGUUGACAAAUCUAAGCUCCAGUCUGCAACUUCUGUCGAAGAUGCAUUAGAGAUUGCAAGAAGCUCUCUUCAGUCUGGGGCUUCAGUUUAGUUCUCGGCGUCUAGGAACCUCUUGACCUUGCAUAUUUUGAAUCGUCGAGACCACACGAACAAUAAUAAUUCCAUAGCAUUCGUGGGAACGGGAGUGUGAUAUUCUUAAUGUACCUGUGAUCUCCAUUUCAAUCUUGAAAUAAACUCGGUCACCUUUUGAGUGGUUGAUGAGGAUGAUAGAAUGGAACCUUUAUGCCACUUCUCUUUAA
This is a messenger RNA of Setaria italica (foxtail millet), 3589 nucleotides long. RefSeq lists its product as uncharacterized. The transcript has 25 exons. The record is from RefSeq and is a predicted model, not a curated record. Bases 52 to 3381 code for a protein of 1109 amino acids. NCBI's taxonomy places the organism in Eukaryota, Viridiplantae, Streptophyta, Magnoliopsida, Poales, Poaceae. Gene Ontology annotation, molecular function: flavin adenine dinucleotide binding; oxidoreductase activity.